UGCCCGGCCAAUGGGCGAAGCGGCCCCGCCUGUUCCGCCGCCGGCAGCUUCAGGGCCGGCGUGUCCGCCUCCGCGUGUCAGUGCUGCCGUUCCGCUCCGCUGGGCCCCAGCCGCCGCUUCGUCCCGUCCCGCGAGAUGGCCCCGAAGAAGGCAGGCGAUGGGGUGAAGGCUCAUCCGAUUAUCGGCAGGUUCGGGACGUCCCUGAAGAUCGGGAUCGUCGGGCUGCCCAACGUUGGGAAAUCCACGUUUUUCAAUGUGUUAACAAAGAGCCAAGCAGCAGCAGAGAAUUUUCCUUUCUGUACUAUUGACCCAAAUGAGAGUCGAGUUCCUGUGCCCGAUGACAGGUUUGACUUCCUGUGUCAGUACCACAAGCCUCCAAGCAAAAUUCCAGCCUUUCUGAACGUAGUGGAUAUUGCUGGCCUUGUGAAAGGAGCCCAUACCGGCCAAGGCUUAGGAAAUUCCUUUUUGUCUCAUAUUAACGCCUGUGAUGGGAUCUUUCAUCUGAUGCGAGCAUUUGAUGAUGAUGAUAUCACUCAUGUGGAAGGAAGUGUAGAUCCUGUUCGAGACAUUGAAAUAAUACACGAGGAACUUAGACUUAAAGAUGAAGAACUGAUCACUCAGAGUAUAGACAAGCUAGAAAAAGUAGCUGUGAGAGGAGGAGACAAAAAGUUGAAACCUGAAUACGAUGUAAUGUGCAAAAUCAAAACCUGGGUAAUAGACGAAAAGAAGGCUGUCCGCUUCUAUCAUGAUUGGAAUGACAAAGAGAUCGAUGUUUUGAACAAACAUUUGUUUUUCACUUCAAAACCCAUGAUUUAUCUGGUUAACCUCUCUGAAAAAGACUACAUUAGAAAGAAAAACAAAUGGUUGAUAAAAAUUAAAGAGUGGGUGGACAAGCACGACCCGGGUGCUUUGGUCAUUCCUUUUAGUGGGGCCUUGGAACUCAAGUUGCAAGAUAUGAGUGCUGAGGAGAAACAGAAGUAUCUGGAAGAGAACAUGACACAAAGUGCUUUACCAAAGAUCAUUAAGGCUGGAUAUGCAGCACUCCAACUAGAAUACUUUUUCACUGCAGGCCCAGAUGAAGUGCGUGCAUGGACCAUCAGGAAAGGGACGAAGGCUCCUCAGGCGGCAGGGAAGAUUCACACAGACUUCGAAAAGGGAUUCAUUAUGGCUGAAGUAAUGAAAUAUGAAGAUUUUAAAGAAGGAGGUUCAGAAGCUGCUGUCAAGGCUGCUGGAAAAUACAGGCAACAAGGCAGGAAUUACAUCGUGGAGGACGGAGAUAUUAUCUUCUUUAAAUUUAAUACACCUCAGCAACCCAAGAAGAAAUGAGUAUCAGACGUUGUUCGUUUGCUCAGAAAUAAACUGUGCUGCUUCAAAAAGCAUAUGAAUUUUGAUUUGGGAUGGAAUAUCUGGAAACAAAAAGCAUCCAGUUUCUACCUAGGGAACCUUCCCCUCCCCCAGUGAAAUCAUUCUUGUUUGUUUUGAAUUAAAAUACGGCACCUCCGGUGAACAUGCAAGUUCACUAAAUGUGAACAGCUUUGCAUUUGAAACGAUUAAGACCCUACUCCAAAUUGUAGAAGCUUUUCAGGAACCAUAUUACUCUCAUGAUACUUCAUUAAUCUCCAUCAUGUAUGCCAAGCCUGACACGUUUGACAGUGAGGACAAUGUGGCUUGCUCCUUUUUGAAUCUACAGAUAAUGCAUGUUUUACAGUACUCCAGAUGUCUACACUCAAUAAAACAUUUGACAAAACCA
Molecule: messenger RNA, 1750 nt
Organism: Coturnix japonica (Japanese quail)
Lineage: Eukaryota; Metazoa; Chordata; Aves; Galliformes; Phasianidae
Gene: OLA1
Product: Obg like ATPase 1
Cellular component (GO): cytoplasm
Molecular function (GO): GTP binding; ATP binding; ATP hydrolysis activity
Source: RefSeq, a predicted model, not a curated record